AUGAUGUCCGUGAGCUCAGAACUGAUUCCAGUAGAGGUGUGUAAGGGCAUCAACGGCCUGGACAAGGUGGUUCUCCGCGAGGAUCGCGGCUGGUCUGCUGAAGUGUACCUUUUUGGGGCUCAUGUGACAUCUUGGAAGAAUAAACAUGGAGAGGAGUUUUUUUUUUCCAGUAGGAAGGCUACUUUUGAACCUCCAUUGAGAACUCACGGAGGCAUUCGAAUAUGUUUCCCCCAAUUUGAGAAGCAUGGGUCUCUUCAACUGCAUGGAUUUGCCAGAAGAAGAUUUUGGACACUUGACCCAAACCCUCCUCCUCUGCCAGAAACUUCCCAUACGAAGGCAUUUGUUGAUUUGAUACUUAAGCCUUCUGGACAGGAUUUAAAUAUCUGGCCUCACAGUUUUGAAUUUCGAUUGAGGGUAACCUUGGCACCUGGUGGAGAUUUGAUUUUAACAUCUCGCGUCAGAAACGUCAACACUGAUGGAAAACCAUUUUCUUUUUCAUUUGCUUAUCAUCUCUAUUUUCCUGUUAUCGGUGAAGUUCAGAUUGAAGGACUGGAGACGGAUUAUCUUGACGAAUUGAAGAAUAAGGAGAGUCUUACUGGAGAUGAGGAAUCAGAAGUGGACAAAAUAUACCUUAGCAGCCCUGCAAAGACAGCAAUAUUGGAUCAUUCGAAAAGACAGAUUUAUGCUAUUCGCAACGAUGGACCCCUGGAUGCAGGUGAGAAUGGCUUUAUAGAGGAGGACACAUGA
Diospyros lotus (date-plum) is the source of this 747-nucleotide messenger RNA. RefSeq names its product putative glucose-6-phosphate 1-epimerase. Lineage: Eukaryota; Viridiplantae; Streptophyta; Magnoliopsida; Ericales; Ebenaceae. The transcript is spliced from 7 exons. The record is from RefSeq and is a predicted model, not a curated record. The coding region runs from base 1 to 747 and encodes 248 amino acids. Gene Ontology annotation, biological process: carbohydrate metabolic process. Gene Ontology annotation, molecular function: carbohydrate binding; isomerase activity.